AUGGUGGACAUAUUACGCGACAUCGUAUAUCUCAAUGUCCUAGGCCGACAUAUGAUCAUUCUCGGAUCGUACGCAGCGGUGUCCGACUUACUCGAGAAGCGAUCGGCAAACUAUUCGGACAGGCCACGUACGGUAAUGGGGGAACUGUGCAUCGUGUAUUCCUUGCCAGGCUAUCAUAUCAUGGCUUACUGA
Messenger RNA from Dichomitus squalens LYAD-421 SS1, 192 nucleotides. RefSeq lists its product as uncharacterized. The transcript has a single exon. The record is from RefSeq and is a predicted model, not a curated record. Gene Ontology annotation, molecular function: heme binding; oxidoreductase activity, acting on paired donors, with incorporation or reduction of molecular oxygen; iron ion binding. NCBI's taxonomy places the organism in Eukaryota, Fungi, Basidiomycota, Agaricomycetes, Polyporales, Polyporaceae. Bases 1 to 192 code for a protein of 63 amino acids.